AGCAUUGCUCAAGACCGCAUAGCAGAAAGAAAAUUUUGUGUGGUGGGAAACAGACAUCGAUGAUUCCACGCACCAUCCACGUUUACGUGCGAUGAUUCCCCUUUCGUUGCAGCAUAUAUCUCUGCACGAAGGCCGUGGACCGUCGGAUGGCAAUAGCCAAGCAUUACUCAAGACCGCAUAGCAGAAAGAAAAUUUUGCGUGGUGGGAAACAGACGUCGAAAGGCUGAGAAAUCGGUGGAGAUUUCAGCAGUGGAGCAGUGGGUGGGUUGUGUAGUUUGGGCACUUCCCGGGUAAUCGAUGGCUCCUUCCUCCUUUUCUUUUCUCUGGUUCUGCUUCGAGUGCUCCAUUUUCUUCUGAUUAAGAUCUGGAUAGUGAAAUCUUGCUUUCUCUUAAGGCUCUACUCGAUCAAAUCUCUUAUAAGGAUCUUCUGGGUCAAUCCGUGCGUGAUGCUUUCAGAAGAUCCGAAUUUCGAGGCGUCUUCCUCAUCGACCCCUACACAUGAAGGAGCUAAUGAAGGUGGAGACGAACAGCAGAGAGGGGUUGAGUAUGAAGUAUUCUUGAGCUUUAGAGGGACGGAUACUCGUAAAGGUUUCACUGAUCAUCUCUAUACAAAUCUUAUCAAAGAAGGAAUUCACGCAUUCAGAGAUGACAAUGAGCUCCGUGUUGGUGACGAGAUUGGUCCAGAACUUAUAUCCAGUAUUACACAGUCUAAGAUCUCGAUCCCAAUUAUCUCGGAGAACUAUGCUUCGAGCAAAUGGUGCCUCCGUGAGCUGGCUCAGAUAUUAAAGUGCAAGAGAAGUGGAGGGCAAAUAGUGUUGCCCAUAUUUUACAAAGUGGAACCCUCACAGGUGCGACACCUUAUAGGGGGAAUGGGAGAUGCUAUCAAUGCAUUCAAAAAGAAUUUGGACAAAAUGGUUGUGAAGGAAUGGGAAGAUGCACUCAAAGAAGUUAGUUCCUUGAAAGGAUGGGAAUCGGAGAAAAUUGAAAACGGGCAUGAAGCAAUGUUAGUUACAGUGGUUGUUGGAAGAGUUAUGAGCGAGUUAACAAGAUUAUUUCAACUAAAUGUUCCCAAACAAUUGGUGGGAGUUGACAAUCGUGCAGAACAGAUUAUGAGCAAGAUAGAUUCUAAAUUCAAUGGUACAUGGAUUAUCGGGAUUUAUGGAAUGGGCGGCAUCGGUAAGACAACUCUUGCAAAGGUAUUAUACAACAAACUCUCUAGUCAAUUUGAGGGUCGUAGCUUUGUGGCAAAUAUUCGAGAGACAUCUCAACAUGAGGGCAUUAAAUUCCUACAAAAGCAACUAAUUUCUUCUAUAACGAAAAAAACAUGUGACGUGUCUAAUGUUGACGAGGGAAUCGGUAUCAUCAAAUCCCAAUUUACAAGUAAGAAAUGUCUCAUUCUUCUUGAUGAUAUGGAUGAUAAUACUCAGUUGCAAGCUUUGGCUAGAGAUGGUAGUUGGUUUAAAGCUGGAAGUAUAGUCAUCAUAACAACUAGAAAUAAGAGUAUUCUUGAUGAAGCUAGGGCAAGCUACAUGUACCAACUAGAUGAGUUACCUUUUGAUCAAUCAUUGAUCUUAUUUAGUCGACAUGCGUUUGGGAAGGAUUCUCCUCCAAGUGAUUAUGAGGUUAUAUCUCGUGAUGUCGUAUCUACUACUGGGUGUCUUCCCUUAGCUCUUGAAGCGAUAGGUUCAUCCUUAUUUGGAAAGGCAAAAGAAGCAUGGAAAGAUGCAUCGAAGAAAUUGAAGAAUGUGCCUGAUAAGAAAGUGCAAGAGUCGUUGAGGAUUAGCUAUGAUGCAUUAGAUGAAGAUGUCCAACAAAUAUUUUUGGAUAUUGCGUGUUUUUUUAACAGAUCAUCUAAACAAAUUCCGACUUAUAUGUGGGAUGCUUGUAACUUUUUCCCGGGGAAGGGGAUUGAAUUAUUAAGUCUCAUGUCCCUAAUCAAAAUCGACAAGGAUGGCAAAAUAAUGAUGCAUGAUCAACUGAGAGAUCUUGGAAAGGAAAUUGUUCGUCAAGAAAAUCAAGAGAAGCCUCAAAAGCGUAGCAGAUUAUGGAAUGAGGAAGCCAAAGAUGUGCUUGACAACAACAAGGGCACUUGUAAGAUCGAGAUCCUUCAAAUAGGCUAUAGCUGGGGAAAAAGUUACACAUUUGAACAAUUCAAAGAAUUGACUAACUUGAGAUUCCUUCAAAUGGAGUUUGCAAGUCUCGCUGGAGAUUUUCAAAAUUUGCUUCCUAAUUUAAGAUGGCUUCAAUGGCAAACUACUUCCUGGAAUUUUGCAGCAGCUAACUUUCAGCCGAAGAAGUUAGUGGUGCUCGAUUUAUCGGGGAGUGGGAUUUCGGAUGACUGGAGAGGAUGGGAUCCAUUCAAGAUGGCAAUCGAGCUCAAAGUUCUCAACCUCUCAAAGUGUCAUUACUUAAGAAGAACUCCUGACCUAUUCGCUUUCAAAAGCUUGGAGAUUUUGAAUUUGGAAGAUUGUGGGAAUUUAGAAGAGAUUCAUCCUUCUAUCGAAGAUAUCAAGACCCUCCUCUCCUUGAAUGUCAAGAGAUGCCAUAGAUUGAAAGAGCUACCGGCAAGAGUAGGUAGAAUGGAAGAAUUGAGGGAGCUUCUUUUAGAUGGUACUGCUAUACAAGAUAUCCCUAUUUCAAGAGGUUGUUUGAUGAAGCUAGAGACUCUAAGUGCCUCAUGGUGUAAACAACUUGCUCAACUUCCAGAAUCGAUGGGCUCCAUUGUGUCGUUAACUCAACUAAACUUAUCUUUUUCAGGGAUUAAAAGAUUACCAAAAUCCACAGGUUCCCUUACAUCGUUGACUCAAUUGAACCUAUCUCAGACAAGGAUUAAAAGGUUACCUAAAUCCAUUAGUUCUUUGAAGGAGCUCAUGACUCUUGAUGUCUCUAAUUGUGCGUCAUUAGUCCACAUAACUAGCUCCAUAGGCCAUCUAACAUCUUUGCGAUGCUUGUUGCUACGAGGUUGCCCCUCAUUAACAAAAAUUCCCGAUUCAAUCGGAAAGUUGGCAUCAUUAACUAAGUUGGAUUUAAGAUGGACAUCAAUUGCGGAAUUACCUGAAAGUGUUGAGAAUUUGCAGAAUUUGAGGAUCUUGGACAUUCGUGAAACUCACAUAACGAAAGUGCCAGGUUCCAUCAGAAUGAGAGAAGGCUUGUUGGCUUGAGCAUGUGUUGCUCCUACAGUUGAACAAUCUUUUUAGAGGAAGAAAAGAUUUAUGUGUGAAAAUGUUCAAGCACACAACGACAAACUGAUGAAGACAACUCCCCCAGCAUCUUAAUGGAAUUGCCUGGUGUGGUCAGAAUGUUGACUCGUUUUGUGAAAUAAUUUCAGGCCUAGGUCGCCUUAAGAUCUCCAUGCUUUCUCUUCUUUGUCAAAGGUGUGGCUUUUCAUUGCAAACUUAGAUAGGAAACAAAUGCUGAUAACGUUAGAGAUGUACUGUGUAGUAAGGCACUAACUCUGUUACUUUGACUGAGAUUGAAAAUAAAGGAGAUUGAAAAUAAAGGAAGC
This is a messenger RNA of Eucalyptus grandis, 3505 nucleotides long. Its product is annotated as disease resistance protein RPV1-like. The transcript is spliced from 5 exons. The coding region runs from base 447 to 3161 and encodes 904 amino acids. Gene Ontology annotation, biological process: signal transduction; defense response. The record is from RefSeq and is a predicted model, not a curated record. Gene Ontology annotation, molecular function: ADP binding; protein binding. NCBI's taxonomy places the organism in Eukaryota, Viridiplantae, Streptophyta, Magnoliopsida, Myrtales, Myrtaceae.